AACACGACGAGUCUGUAAGACUAUCAAAUCACAUUUACAAGCACUAAGCGAUGAGAGUAUACCAUUAGAAUUAGCAAUGAAACCAUUUGUGGCAUUCGAUGAAGGGCAAACUGCAAUAAUUGAAUUAACUUCAACACAAAAUAUGAUCACUUCAUUAAUCACUGAUGAUGGUGAUCAAUCACAGACUAAGGCAAUUAAAGAAUUGAAAACAUAUAUCGAACAAUAUGAACAAACAUUAAUAGAAUUAGAAACUAAUGAAGAUAAAUACGAGACAUAUGAUUUAAGUACCAAAAUUAUAAAAUUAAAAGAGAUUAUAACUAGAUAUGAAAUGUAUGAAGAAAUAGAAGAAUUUCGUAUAUUAAUUAUUCGGCUUAGAACUGUCGUCGAAAAUCUUGAGAAAUUAGAAAUAAACAAAAAUAAAAUGGCCAUUAAGAAUAAAUUAAAAGAUGCUGAUGAUACAAUAUGUUAUUACGAAGACUGGUUAUUAACGACUGAAAAUGGUGACCCAAAAUAUGUGGAUAAUAUCGAAGAUGAUAUUAUUAAACUAAAAAAUAAACUCCAUCAAUUGAAAACUUAUGAAGAAAAUGUUGAAUAUGAGACACGUAUUUUAAAACUUCAAUAUAUAAUUGAAAAGCUUGAAAUGAUUAAAGAUAACUUCACAAAAUUGAAUCAAAAGGACACAAAAUACAAUGUUGAAAGCACGAUUAUAUCAACUGAAUUAUCUUGCAUGAAUUCACCUAAGGAUUUACAUAAUACUAGUGUAGAAAGCAUGAUGAUUCCAAAAUUAAAUCACCCAAAAAUAGGAUCGCAGUCUCGUGAAAAAGAUUAUGUAACCUCCCCGAGUGUAAUAAAAAAUAUUGAAAGAGAGAAUGAGAUAAACCCAAUUAAUAUGCUAAAAGACAGUGAAGUUUUGAGAAGUCCAAAGUUAGUGAGAAAAAUAAACCAAGCACUACGUGAUGAGCAUAACAUUAACAAAACUGAAAUUAAUGUUGAUAGCAAAAAAAUUGUAGGCUCUCUAGAACAGACUGAAUUAGACACAAGUAAUCGUUUUGAAAUUGAAAAAAAAAUAGAGAAAAAUAAAUCAAUAGAUGUCAACACACAAUUUCAAUCUGAAAAAGCAGACUCGCCAGAAAAAAAAGAAGACAAAAAAUCGAAAGGGUUUCUUCGUUUUAAAAUUCCAAAUGUGUUUAUGAAAAAAUCAAAACAAGGUGAGAUUGAUACUGAAAGUAUUUUAAGCAAUCCACAAGAACAAAGUGUAGACAUUGAAAAUGAUAAUGUCAAACUAUUAAUGUAUAAAAGGAUGAGUAGUAUAAGUAAUGAUACCAAUAUUCAACAACAAAAUGAAAACCAACUGAAUACUGAAAAAGAUACGAUUGAUCGAAAAGCAAAAGACUUCUACUAUACAAACGAAGAGAAUAGUACUGCUCUGACAAGUAUCAAUGAUAAAGUGGCACAGAUAAUUGAACAAAAUAAAUUAAAAUAUCCAUCUGAUAAAACAAUUCAACAAGUUCAAAUAUUAAAAAAUCCUGAUUUGCCAGUUACAACUGAUAUACAAAUUAUAAAGAGUGAUCCCACAGUAAUAAUUAACUCCCGCAGGACAAUAAGACGCAUAAUGAUAAUUGAUGGAAAUGAAAUUAAAGUAGAAGAUAUAAUUGAUGAACCUGUGCCUGGUGAAUCGGUUAAGAGUAUUUUGAGAAAAAUAACAAAAGACGGUAAAGAGGAACUUGAAAAUAUUAAUGAUCCUGAAGAAAUAGAAAAUAUAUUACGGAUGUCUAGAACCAAUGAUAACGUACAGAAUACAUGUGUAACAAUCACAAAAACACGUAAAACAAUUCUACGUAGUAUUAUUGUUGAUGGAAAAGAGUCGGUCGUUGAAGAAGAAAUUGAUGGACCUGUCGUUAAUGAAAAUACUGAAACAUUAAUAAGAAAAAAAUUACAGGAUGGCAAUGAAAUAGUUGAGGUGGUGAAUAAUCCGGGUGAAAUAAAAAAACCCAUUGCUUUCCAAGAAACAAAAAACGAUUCUAUUUAUAACCGCGAAGUAACAACAAUGACUAAAAUAAAAAAAAUAUUAAAGCGUAAAAUACUUGUAGACGGAAAAGAGACGGUUGUCGAAGAAGAGUUUGACGAGACAGAGAAUCAAGAAAUUUCAAAUAAGGAUGUAGAAAAAGUAAUAAACGACGGGAUAGAUAUUGAACCUAUAGAAGAUAGUUUUGAAAUAAUUCCAGCGGUAGAUUUUGAAGGAAAUUAUCAACCAACGUCAUUCAACAGUUAUUUGAAUCGCUACCAAACACAGGACGGUAACUGGCAAAUAAACGACCAAGAACCUGUAGGAAAUAUGGAUUUAAAUAAAUCUUCAAAAGAGAUUGAACACUCGCCAUCUUUCUUGAGUAAACUUAUGCGCAAAGGUUUUAAAAAAUCGACAACCAAAAAUAAUAAAAAAUCUAGAGAUAAUAGUAAUAUUGAAAAUUCAGAGAUAGACAAUAAAAUAAAAUCAGGUUUAAAUCUUUUCCUUGAAAAAGAACGGGAAAACAAUACAUCGCAACAUUCGUUCGAAAUAAAUGAGCCGCCAGAUGAUCUGCCUACUACCGAGGUCAUUGAUAUUUCACAAACCGUUGAUAAUACAGAAAAAGAAAUCGAUAAUGCCAACUUUUCCGACAAAAAUAAUACAGAAAAAACUGAAAUGGUCACUAAAUCAGACCCCAAGGGAUCAGCAGAUAUCGAAUUCGACAUAAAGGAAAAGAUUUCCGUUGAAAUUCCAUCGGUUUCCGUACCAAGUGUUGAUAUUAAAACUUCAUCGAUUCCUCAACUGGAGGGUCUUGUCCAAGACAAUGGCACCGAAUUACCAUCGGCCAGUGAAGUUGGAAUCAAAACAACCGAUGUUUCCAUCGAAAAUAUUCCGGAUCCGGACAUCGAUGAACGAAUACUAACCCAAGAGUCAGAAUAUGUUGAUAAAGUAGAAUCAAAUCAAUUGGUAAGUCCAAUCACAAAUUCUCCAUCAUUUUUAAGUAAAUUGCGAAAAGGUCUGAAAAUGACUACAUCCAAGACGAGCAAAAAAUUAAAAGACAAGGGUGAUACCGAAACCUUAGAAUCAGACGAUACAACGAAAUCUUUAUUGAACGAUUUUAUUGAAAAAGAACGGGAGAGCACCGUUGUACAUUAUUUACCAGCAACUGAUAAUAAUUCUGGAAUCGACGUUUUUGGAUACGAAGAAAAUUCAAAAACACCAAUUAAAGAACCAAAAUCUGUUGUGCCGCAAAAUAAUGACAAAUCCGAUGGUACCGAAAUAUUUAAGCCUUUAACACCUGAAAUGCUGAUCAAUCAAACGGGUACGGUCUCCACGUGGAAAUCACGAAAGGUUGUUAGACGCAUCAUUAUCAUCGAUGGAAAAGAAAUUGAGGUAGAAGAGAUAAUUGAUGAGCCUGAAAAUGGUGCACCGGUUAAAAGUAUUUUGAGAAAAACAAUCAGGAACGGCGAGGAAGUAAUUGAAAAUAUUACCGAUCCAGAGGAAAUUGAUAAGAUCUUACGGUUGUCUGUACUCAACGAUAACGUAAAGAAUACUAGUGAAAGUGUAACAACUACAAGAACGCGUAGAAUCAUUAGGCGAACAAUUAUUGUCGACGGAAAAGAGUCUGUAGUAGAAGAGGAAAUUGACGAGCCCGGUACUGAUAAAAUAACAGAUAGGGUUGUUCUUAAAUCGUUCAAUGACGGACUAGAUGCAAUAGGUCAGUUAGAAAAUCUCGAUAACGUCCAAAAAUCGUUUAUUGUGCAAACAUCUAACAGCGAAGUAGUAAAUGAGCCCAGUUUAAUAACAAAAACUAUUACCAGGAGAGUUGUAAGGCGUAUAAUAGUGGUGGAUGGAAAAGAAAAGGUUGUAGAGGAGGUAGUAGACGGACCGGAAAACCUUGGUUUUACUGAAUCAUUGCAGGGUGAAAUUAAAAAAGAUGGCAACGAAAGUUACGAAAUUAUUACAUAUCCCCGUGAUACGAGUACAAACAGGAAUUCUGAAUUUAUAAACGAAACUCAAACCGAUAACAUAAUUACGACAGUAACAACACGGAGAAUAAUACGACGAGUAAUUAUUGUCGACGGUAAAGAGACAUUUGUAGAGGAAGAAGUUAAUGAACCUGAUGCGUGUGAUAUUACGGAUAUGAGUCAAGUACAAAAAGAUAACGGGAAAACAGUUGAAAUAUUUGAAAAGCCAUUAGACAUAGACAACAUAGAAAAUGAUAAAACCCAAACAGUAACGACCCGUACGAUUAAAAGGAUACGAAAAAUAAUAAAGCGCAUAAAAACAGUAGACGGAAAAGAAAAAGUAGUAGAGGAAAUUGUAGAUGAACCGGUAGACGAUAACACAAUAGACGAAUUACACGAAGUGAAAGACUCCGGUGAUUUCCGACAAGGUAAAACUGCAGGUUUCAAUAUAAAUAUCGAUGGCAAAAAACUGUCUCCAUCGGUAACAUCCGACAUCGAUUAUAAAAAUGAUAUCAAACGAACAGACAUACAGGUACCAGACAUCAAAUUUAAAAAAGAAGCGACCAAUAUUGACUAUGACAUAAAAGAUAAUACAGCUGUCGAAAAGUCGGUUGCGACACCUAGUGUCGAAAUUGAAAUGCCAACGGUACCCAAGGUUGAAGGAGAAAUAAAAGUCAAAAACACAGAUUUACCAUCCGUCAAAAUUCCGGGGGUGAAAACGCCAAAACUGGACGUCGGAAAACCUACUGCAGGAAUUAAAAAACCAGAUAUUCCUAAAUUAGGCAUAACGACAGACGUCAAAACUCCAGAGUUAAAGAUUAAAAAAGGAAAAGCACCCAAGGGAUCUGUUGAUAUUGAAUUCGACAUAAAGGAAACGGUUUCCGUACCGAGUGUUGAUAUCAAAACUCCAUCGGUUCCUAAACUGGAGGGUCACGUCCAAGACAAAGACACCGAUUUAACAUCUGUCAGUGUACCGGAGGUUAAAACACCAAAGCUUGAUGUCGAAAUUCCUAAAACUGAUGUCAAGACAACAAAAUUCGAUUUAUCGGAUAUUAAGAUACCAGGAUUUAAAAGUAAAAAAGAUAAAAAAUCAAAACAAACUCCCGAUUUCGAUAUUAAAGUCGAAGAUAAGAUUUCUGUUGACAUUCCAUCUGUAUCUAUACCUAGUGUUGAUACCGAAAUGCCAUCGAAACCUAAAGUUGAAAGAGAAAUAAAAGUCAAGGACAUAGAUGUACCAGCAAUCACAGUUCCGGAGGUUAAAUCAAGAACUCUUGAUGUUGGAAAACCUACUGCGGGAAUCAAAACACCAGAAAUUCCUAAAAUUGGAAAAACAACAGACAUAAAAACACCCGAAUUGAAGAUUAAAAAAGGAAAAGCACCCAAGGGAUCUGCUGGUAUCGAAUUCGACAUAAAGGAAAAGGUUUCCGUUGAAAUUCCAUCGGUUUCCGUGCCGAGUGUUGAUAUCAAAAUUCCAUCGGUUCCUAAAAAGGAGGGUCACGUCCAAGUCAAAGACACCGAUUUAACAUCUGUCAGUGUACCGGAGGUUAAAACACCAAAGCUUGAUGUCAAAAUUCCUAAAACUGAUGUCAAGACAACAAAAUUCGAUUUAUCGGAUAUUAAGAUACCAGGAUUUAAAAGUAAAAAAGAUAAAAAAUCAAAACAAACUCCAGAUUUCGAUAUUAAAGUCGAAGAUAAGAUUUCUGUUGACAUUCCAUCUGUAUCUAUACCUAGUGUUGAUACCGAAACGCCAUCGAAACCUAAAGUUGAAGGAGAAAUAAAAGUCAAGGAUAUAGAUGUACCAGCAAUCAAUGUUCCGGAGGUUAAAUCAAGAACUCUUGAUGUUGGAAAACCUACUGCGGGAAUGAAAACACCAGAAAUUCCUAAAAUUGGAAAAUCAACAGACAUAAAAACACCCGAAUUGAAGAUUAAAAAAGGAAAAGCACCCAAGGGAUCUGCUGGUAUAGAAUUCGACAUAAAGGAAAAGGUUUCCGUUGAAAUUCCAUCGGUUUCCGUGCCGAGUGUUGAUAUCAAAAUUCCAUCGGUUCCUAAAAAGGAGGGUCACGUCCAAGUCAAAGACACCGAUUUAACAUCUGUCAGUGUACCGGAGGUUAAAACACCAAAGCUUGAUGUCAAAAUUCCUAAAACUGAUGUCAAGACAACAAAAUUCGAUUUAUCGGAUAUUAAGAUACCAGGAUUUAAAGGAAAAAAAGAUAAAAAAUCAAAACAAACUCCCGAUUUCGAUAUUAAAGUCGAAGAUAAGAUUUCGGUUGACAUUCCAUCUGUAUCUAUACCUAGUGUUGACAUUGAAAUGCCAUCGAAACCUAAUGUUGAAGGAGAAAUAAAUGUCAAGGACAUAGAUGUACCAGCAAUCAAUGUCCCAGAGUUGAAAGCACCAAAACUUGAUGUUGAAAAACCUACCACAGGAAUUAAAAAACCCGAAAUUUCUAAAUUUGGCAUUACAACAGACGCCAAAACUCCCGAGUUAAAGAUCAAAAAAGGAAAAGCACCCAAAGGAUCUGCUGAUAUUGAAUUCGAUAUAAAGGAAACGGUUUCCGUACCAAGUGUUGAUAUUAAAACUUCAUCGAUUCCUCAACUGGAGGGUCUUGUCCAAGACAAAGGCACCGAAUUACCAUCGGCCAGUGAAGUUGGAAUCAAAACAACCGAUGUUUCCAUCGAAAAUAUUCCGGAUCCGGACAUCGAUGAACGAAUACUAACCCAAGAGUCAGAAUAUGUUGAUAAAGUAGAAUCAAAUCAAUUGGUAAGUCCAAUCACAAAUUCUCCAUCAUUUUUAAGUAAAUUGCGAAAAGGUCUGAAAAUGACUACAUCCAAGACGAGCAAAAAAUUAAAAGACAAGGGUGAUACCGAAACCUUAGAAUCAGACGAUACAACGAAAUCUUUAUUGAACGAUUUUAUUGAAAAAGAACGGGAGAGCACCGUUGUACAUUAUUUACCAGCAACUGAUAAUAAUUCUGGAAUCGACGUUUUUGGAUACGAAGAAAAUUCAAAAACACCAAUUAAAGAACCAAAAUCUGUUGUGCCGCAAAAUAAUGACAAAUCCGAUGGUACCGAAAUAUUUAAGCCUUUAACACCUGAAAUGCUGAUCAAUCAAACGGGUACGGUCUCCACGUGGAAAUCACGAAAGGUUGUUAGACGCAUCAUUAUCAUCGAUGGAAAAGAGAUUGAGGUAGAAGAGAUAAUUGAUGAGCCUGAAAAUGGUGCACCGGUUAAAAGUAUUUUGAGAAAAACAAUCAGGAACGGCGAGGAAGUAAUUGAAAAUAUUACCGAUCCAGAGGAAAUUGAUAAGAUCUUACGGUUGUCUGUACUCAACGAUAACGUAAAGAAUACUAGUGAAAGUGUAACAACUACAAGAACGCGUAGAAUCAUUAGGCGAACAAUUAUUGUCGACGGAAAAGAGUCUGUAGUAGAAGAGGAAAUUGACGAGCCCGGUACUGAUAAAAUAACAGAUAGGGUUGUUCUUAAAUCGUUCAAUGACGGACUAGAUGCAAUAGGUCAGUUAGAAAAUCUCGAUAACGUCCAAAAAUCGUUUAUUGUGCAAACAUCUAACAGCGAAGUAGUAAAUGAGCCCAGUUUAAUAACAAAAACUAUUACCAGGAGAGUUGUAAGGCGUAUAAUAGUGGUGGAUGGAAAAGAAAAGGUUGUAGAGGAGGUAGUAGACGGACCGGAAAACCUUGGUUUUACUGAAUCAUUGCAGGGUGAAAUUAAAAAAGAUGGCAACGAAAGUUACGAAAUUACUACAUAUCCCCGUGAUACGAGUACAAACAGGAAUUCUGAAUUUAUAAACGAAACUCAAACCGAUAACAUAAUUACGACAGUAACAACACGGAGAAUAAUACGACGAGUAAUUAUUGUCGACGGUAAAGAGACAUUUGUAGAGGAAGAAGUUAAUGAACCUGAUGCGUGUGAUAUUACGGAUAUGAGUCAAGUACAAAAAGAUAACGGGAAAACAGUUGAAAUAUUUGAAAAGCCAUUAGACAUAGACAACAUAGAAAAUGAUAAAACCCAAACAGUAACGACCCGUACGAUUAAAAGGAUACGAAAAAUAAUAAAGCGCAUAAAAACAGUAGACGGAAAAGAAAAAGUAGUAGAGGAAAUUGUAGAUGAACCGGUAGACGAUAACACAAUAGACGAAUUACACGAAGUGAAAGACUCCGGUGAUUUCCGACAAGGUAAAACUGCAGGUUUCAAUAUAAAUAUCGAUGGCAAAAAACUGUCUCCAUCGGUAACAUCCGACAUCGAUUAUAAAAAUGAUAUCAAACGAACAGACAUACAGGUACCAGACAUCAAAUUUAAAAAAGAAGCGACCAAUAUUGACUAUGACAUAAAAGAUAAUACAGCUGUCGAAAAGUCGGUUGCGACACCUAGUGUCGAAAUUGAAAUGCCAACGGUACCCAAGGUUGAAGGAGAAAUAAAAGUCAAAAACACAGAUUUACCAUCCAUCAAAAUUCCGGGGGUGAAAACGCCAAAACUGGACGUCGGAAAACCUACUGCAGGAAUUAAAAAACCAGAUAUUCCUAAAUUAGGCAUAACGACAGACGUCAAAACUCCAGAGUUAAAGAUUAAAAAAGGAAAAGCACCCAAGGGAUCUGUUGAUAUUGAAUUCGACAUAAAGGAAACGGUUUCCGUACCGAGUGUUGAUAUCAAAACUCCAUCGGUUCCUAAACUGGAGGGUCACGUCCAAGACAAAGACACCGAUUUAACAUCUGUCAGUGUACCGGAGGUUAAAACACCAAAGCUUGAUGUCGAAAUUCCUAAAACUGAUGUCAAGACAACAAAAUUCGAUUUAUCGGAUAUUAAGAUACCAGGAUUUAAAAGUAAAAAAGAUAAAAAAUCAAAACAAACUCCCGAUUUCGAUAUUAAAGUCGAAGAUAAGAUUUCUGUUGACAUUCCAUCUGUAUCUAUACCUAGUGUUGAUACCGAAAUGCCAUCGAAACCUAAAGUUGAAAGAGAAAUAAAAGUCAAGGACAUAGAUGUACCAGCAAUCACAGUUCCGGAGGUUAAAUCAAGAACUCUUGAUGUUGGAAAACCUACUGCGGGAAUCAAAACACCAGAAAUUCCUAAAAUUGGAAAAACAACAGACAUAAAAACACCCGAAUUGAAGAUUAAAAAAGGAAAAGCACCCAAGGGAUCUGCUGGUAUCGAAUUCGACAUAAAGGAAAAGGUUUCCGUUGAAAUUCCAUCGGUUUCCGUGCCGAGUGUUGAUAUCAAAAUUCCAUCGGUUCCUAAACUGGAGGGUCACGUCCAAGUCAAAGACACCGAUUUAACAUCUGUCAGUGUACCGGAGGUUAAAACACCAAAGCUUGAUGUCAAAAUUCCUAAAACUGAUGUCAAGACAACAAAAUUCGAUUUAUCGGAUAUUAAGAUACCAGGAUUUAAAAGUAAAAAAGAUAAAAAAUCAAAACAAACUCCAGAUUUCGAUAUUAAAGUCGAAGAUAAGAUUUCUGUUGACAUUCCAUCUGUAUCUAUACCUAGUGUUGAUACCGAAAUGCCAUCGAAACCUAAAGUUGAAAGAGAAAUAAAAGUCAAGGACAUAGAUGUACCAGCAAUCACAGUUCUGGAGGUUAAAUCAAGAACUCUUGAUGUUGGAAAACCUACUGCGGGAAUCAAAACACCAGAAAUUCCUAAAAUUGGAAAAACAACAGACAUAAAAACACCCGAAUUGAAGAUUAAAAAAGGAAAAGCACCCAAGGGAUCUGCUGGUAUCGAAUUCGACAUAAAGGAAAAGGUUUCCGUUGAAAUUCCAUCGGUUUCCGUGCCGAGUGUUGAUAUCAAAAUUCCAUCGGUUCCUAAACUGGAGGGUCACGUCCGAGACAAAGACACUGAAUUACCAUCUGUCAGUGUACCGGAGGUUAAAACACCAAAGCCUGAUGUCGAAAUUCCUAAAACUGACGUCAAGACAACCAAAUUUGACUUAUCGGAUAUUAAGAUACCAGGAUUUAAAGGAAAAAAAGAUAAAAAAUCAAAACAAACUCCCGAUUUCGAUAUUAAAGUCGAAGAUAAGAUUUCGGUUGACAUUCCAUCUGUAUCUAUACCUAGUGUUGACAUCGAAAUGCCAUCGAAACCUAAUGUUGAAGGAGAAAUAAAUGUCAAGGACAUAGAUGUACCAGCAAUCAAUGUCCCAGAGUUGAAAGCACCAAAACUUGAUGUUGAAAAACCUACCACAGGAAUUAAAAAACCCGAAAUUUCUAAAUUUGGCAUUACAACAGACGCCAAAACUCCCGAGUUAAAGAUCAAAAAAGGAAAAGCACCCAAAGGAUCUGCUGAUAUUGGAUUCGAUAUAAAGGAAACGGUUUCCGUACCAAGUGUUGAUAUUAAAACUUCAUCGAUUCCUCAACUGGAGGGUCUUGUCCAAGACAAAGGCACCGAAUUACCAUCGGCCAGUGAAGUUGGAAUCAAAACAACCGAUGUUUCCAUCGAAAAUAUUCCGGAUCCGGACAUCGAUGAACGAAUACUAACCCAAGAGUCAGAAUAUGUUGAUAAAGUAGAAUCAAAUCAAUUGGUAAGUCCAAUCACAAAUUCUCCAUCAUUUUUAAGUAAAUUGCGAAAAGGUCUGAAAAUGACUACAUCCAAGACGAGCAAAAAAUUAAAAGACAAGGGUGAUACCGAAACCUUAGAAUCAGACGAUACAACGAAAUCUUUAUUGAACGAUUUUAUUGAAAAAGAACGGGAGAGCACCGUUGUACAUUAUUUACCAGCAACUGAUAAUAAUUCUGGAAUCGACGUUUUUGGAUACGAAGAAAAUUCAAAAACACCAAUUAAAGAACCAAAAUCUGUUGUGCCGCAAAAUAAUGACAAAUCCGAUGGUACCGAAAUAUUUAAGCCUUUAACACCUGAAAUGCUGAUCAAUCAAACGGGUACGGUCUCCACGUGGAAAUCACGAAAGGUUGUUAGACGCAUCAUUAUCAUCGAUGGAAAAGAAAUUGAGGUAGAAGAGAUAAUUGAUGAGCCUGAAAAUGGUGCACCGGUUAAAAGUAUUUUGAGAAAAACAAUCAGGAACGGCGAGGAAGUAAUUGAAAAUAUUACCGAUCCAGAGGAAAUUGAUAAGAUCUUACGGUUGUCUGUACUCAACGAUAACGUAAAGAAUACUAGUGAAAGUGUAACAACUACAAGAACGCGUAGAAUCAUUAGGCGAACAAUUAUUGUCGACGGAAAAGAGUCUGUAGUAGAAGAGGAAAUUGACGAGCCCGGUACUGAUAAAAUAUCAGAGUCUAGUAUUAUUGAGCCUUUUGAUAGUCGAAAUGCUUUUCUUCAAUUUGAAAGGGAUAAUUGUGACCUUGUUCUUGUUAAUGAGAGUAAGUGUAUGAAACCAAAUGUUAUUGAUCCCGUUGAGAACUCUCUACUAAAGUCUGGUUUAAAGAAAAUUGUAUUAACGAAGGUGAUAAAUGAUAGCGGUAGAAUGAAUUUUGUGAUGGAAAUGGUUGAUGAUCAAACACCAAAAGGAAAAACGAUAAGAUUAACUGACUUGUCUACAUCUUCCCAUCAGCUUAAUAGUUUAAAAAAUAAUAUUUUAAGAUCAGACAACAAAAAUAAAUAUAGAAUGUAUUCUAUAUUCUUUGAGGAUAUUUGGGAGUUAUUGGAUGUUAUCACAUUCUACUUCACUAAACAUAAACGAUUCAGUGAUGCUGACUUGGAAUUUUGCUUGGAGGAACCUAUAAACUCAAAACCAAUUCUAAAUCAAAUUGAAUCAGCCAUUAAAGAAGUAUCUAACAUAAAAGAAAAACAUACAAGUUCAAAUGAUGAAUUUGAACAAAUUAAAUCGAUGAUAGAAAAACUCCAAAAUAAAACGAAAGAAGUUAGACGUCAAAUUGAUACUUUCAACGAUGAUGCUAAUUUAGUGGAUUGGCAGAAUCAAAUAUUUGCAAUUGAAAAUGUUCAUAAGAAAAUAGAUCAAUUUAAAUCAGAAUUUGAACAAUUAAAAAAAGGAAAAUCAUCAUAUGAAGAAAAACUUCAAAAAUUGGAAAUACUAUCCGCUCAUAAUCAAUUAGUCAUUGAAGAAUUAUAUGAUAUUAUAAGUAUUUACAAACUGACAUGCAACUCAAAAAAUAAAUUACCAGACGACAUAUAUAAAUUUUUAAGAACUGCGAUCAAGCUGGAUAAAGAAUUGGGAAAUACAACCAAAUUUAUUAUUGAUGAAAUCGAAAAAGAUAACUUCACCAAUUUUAACUCUAAACAGUUAGAAUUGGUGUGUAGACCUGUAAACAAUUCUAAUGAAAAUAUAAUUAAAUAUUAUAACAUCAAACAUAUUCUGGAGGACCUUGACAAAUAUCACAACGUUACUACAAAACUGAUAAAAUUAAAAACUUUAUCGGAAUCUCAGAAACCCGAUAAAAACUUAAUAAAACAAUUGGAAACGGAACUGAAUAAUACGCAGUUAAACAUAAAAAAACUUCUAUCCAUUCAGAAUGAGUGGACUCGUUUAGAAGAUAUUUUAACGGCGGAACAAAAAUGGUUAGAUGAAGUUGGAGUAUCAAUUCUUGACCUCACGAAAAUAACGUCAAUAAAUUACGUUCAAACACUAUCUAACACACAAAAUACAAUCACAGAUGUAGCUAUUCAUUUCGACAAACUUAUAUAUUUGAAGGACAUUAUAGAAAAAAUCCAGAAUCAAAUUGAUGUGAAACCGCUAUUGUAUGUUUGUGAACAGCAUACAAAUGAUACAUUCAAAUUGAAAAAUAAUUUAAGGGCAAAAGAAAUACGCUUGAUAACAUUCAAGAAACAAUUUGACAAGUAUAGUGAACUCAAGAACAACGUUGAGUUGAGUUUGUCACGCAUUACAUCAAAUUUGGAAGAUAUUACACCAAAUCGAGAAAUCGUCGAGAACAAUAUAAUUCGAUCCGAGUUGGAGAUUGUAGAAGAAUCUGUAAGAACUUGUUCUGAUAGUUUAAAUGAAUCACUCGAUAUUCUGCCUAUCUCCGAUGGACAAAGUGAAAUCGAAACCAUGGGAUCACUUGCGACAGAAUGUAAGGCAUUAAAAGAUAAACUGCAUAAAACAAGGUCUACUGUGGACAACUGUGAUGUUUCAAAAAUAUUUAAACACCUUGAAACUGCUUUAGAAAAACCAAAAGACACAUUAUUAGACCAUAUUAAGACACUCAAAGGUGUUUCGUACGAAUUAAGCGCCAUCGAAAGCCUUGAGAACAAUGGCCAACAAUUAAGCUCCUUCCAAAGCCAAUGCAACAGCCAACUAAAAGAUUAUUCGAAUUUAAAUGGCAAAAUUGAAACUUUGCGUAAUACUCUAUUCGAGCUAACUAACGACAUAAACAAUUCUGAUUUCACUUUGUCAGAAUUGGAAAACGAAUCACAUAAAGACAGGCACACUUCCGAAACAGCAAUAUGCAAAACGUACCAUCAAAUUUCGGACAACAUGAAAAACAUGCAACAAACGCUGUCAUCGAUUUCUCAACAGUUAAAACAAUUAAAAGAUGGUCUUAAGCACUUUAAAAAAGACAGAAAAUCGUUGGAAUCCGAAGUUAAUGAAGUUGAAAAACAGUAUAAACAAUUAAAAACAAAACAUCAAAGUGUACUUAAAACGUUGGAAAAUAAAUGCAACUAUUGGACAAUGGUCGACGAACUGUUACUAAAAAUUAGAAUAAAAAAUAACCAUAUAAACAAUUUGACUAUAAUUCCACUGGACUCAGACACGCUAGCGGGCAAACAUUUAGAAGCAAUAUUGAAGCACCUCAAGGAUGUACGCAGCUCUUAUGAUAAAGAGAAUAAAGCUAUUUUGGCUGACAUCGAAUCCCUACGUAGAAAAGGAGACAAAGAGCAAAUCGACGAAAUAAUUGACGGCGAUCAGACGCAAUGGAACGACACCGGUGUGGCCGUUAAACAAUUGGUAGAACGUUAUGAAAAGGCAUCGAAAACGCUACACAGUUAUCAACAACUAAGAGAAUCUACAAAUGAUUGGUUGAAUGGUAAACUUUUGUUGAUUGAAACUACUGAAGAUGUAUCGGAUAAGACAAAGUCAAUUGAUAAACAACAAGAAAAUCUGGUCGAAUUACGGAACAUGAUAACGGACGUGGCCGAAACCAUUGGACUAAAUCCAGAUGACGUGCCGCUGAACGAAAUCGAAGAACUGAGUUUGAAACUAGAGAAAGUCCAAAAAGUUCUCGCCGCACUCGGAGAUGUUGCGGACAAAAAGAACAAAGUGUCGGACGACAUCGAAGAUGCAAAACGACUUUUGCAUGAUAUCGAAAAAAAUUCAUCAAAAUCCAUCAAGAACAAUGACGAGAACCUAAAAGAAUUAAGAACUAAAUUAUUAGACUUGAAUAAAUCGAAAAAAGAGAUGGACGAAUCUUUUGACAUUGAUAACUUUGAAAUACCUCUAAGUGAAAAACGAACAUACUCUAUAAUCGAAGUAUUCCAGCUCUGGCAACAAAUAUUCAAAGAAACUUUCAAUCAAUAUCGUAGAUUAUCGUGUUCUUUACUUGAAAACGAAAACAAUGUCGCUGUAUUUGAACUAUGGCACGACUAUUUGAUGUAUGUACAAGAAUUUUUAAAAUCCCCUGUUCCGGGUGACUACCAUUCACUAACAAGUCAUGAACGACUUUGUCAAGUACACCAAGAAGUGUUGAUCAGUCAGAUGGAUACUAUACCCAAUUGUAUGAAUAAGCCAGAUAUCAUAUCUGAGCCAGCAGCAUUGGAAAGAUUUACAUCUUUGAUGGAUUUGCACAAUGAAACCAUAACAGACCUCGAAAACAUUCAUCAAGAAGUGUGGACCAAACUAGGCCACUGGAAAGAAUACCGAACAAAUGUUAAAAAGGUAUAUGAGUGGCUAUGGAAGGUUGAAAAAGUUCAUUCAAAUUUAAAUCUUAAAUUCAUCAACACCAGAAGGCUGCCACAACUAAAAUCUCAAAUAAAUAAUCUAUUAAAUAGUUUGGCUGUGGAACGUUCCCAAAUCGAUGACUUGGAAAAACGUCAAAAUACCAUUUUUGCAUUUUGUGAUAAGCCUACGGAAACCGGCUACAGAAAAGAACUGAUAGCGAUUAGUCAACGAGUCAACGAGAUCCAGGCAUCGUUAGAAGUUUGGAAUGGAUACCUAGAAAACGUAGAAAAACUUAUCACCUCCUUUGACGUUCAAAGCAUGGAAAUAGAUCAAGUAUUGCAAGAUGUGCAAACUAAACUUGUUACACUAAAACGUGAAUUUGGUUCUAACGAGGAUAUAGUGCCAUCUGAUAAACUAAAGUCAGAGUCUAAUAAAAUAGAGGAAUUAAAUAACAGCUUGAAACAAUUAGAUCCACAACUCACGUCUACUACUGAUAUACGAGAAAAGUUAAAAGAUUCAUUAGAUCCUAUAGAAAUUCGUUCAUUUGGACAAAAACUUAGAUUUUUAGUAUAUCACCAAAAAGAUUUACAAUAUCAAUUGUUUUUGUACUCAUGUCAAAUAGACAAUUUGUUAUAUAAACCGCAAGAAUUCACUCAUAGAUACACUAGAUUUAGGAACUGGGCUGUUGAUACCGAAACUCAGUUGAAAAAUUUAACUAAAUCCUUGAAAGAUCCACAAUUCGCUAUUGAUGUGUUGAAACCCGAAUUUGAAUCUCAGAUUAAUUCUAAACAAAAAGAAUUUAAUUGGUUGAACGGAGCUGGUAGUCAACUAAUUAAAGCAGAAUCGCAACUGAAUCCUCAAUUAGCAAAAACUACUGAAUCAAACUUAAAAGAAAUCAAUGAAAACUGGAAUAAUUUAAAUAGUUCAUUGUACAAAUAUACUGUCGAAUUACCUACAACCAUUUUGAAUACAAAUAAAUUAUUCGAUAAAAUCAAUAUCUUCAAAAUUUGGAUCAGCGACUUUGAAUCAAAAAUAAACAGCCCAAUCAUUUUUAACGAUCGUUCAGAAUACAACUUAAAAGAAGAAUUGAAAUCUUUAGAUGCAUUGAGUAAUAUGUAUAAAGAAAAGCAAGGAGAAUAUAAUGAAUUAAUGGCUAAUUGUACUGAACAAUUAAAAAAUGAUAAGAGCACAAAUGAUUCUGAUACUACUCAAGAUUUGCAGUGUCCGUCGAAGACAUUACCGAUCAGCUGGAAGAACCUAGAAAACAAAAUUAGUGACAAACGUGUUCGGGUAUUAAACGCAUGGGAGGAACUGCAAACCAUACUUGGUUUAAUCGAUGUAGAUACCAAAUGGCUGAGUCGGUUAAAUAUUGCCGUUGAAGAACAUAAAAAAAAGAAAUUUAUAGAACAUAAAAGUUUGUCUGGAUUAAUCAGUAAUUUUGAACAGGAACAACAAACCGCAAAAGACAAGUUUUCUAAGUUAGAACUUGCUGUGUCUAUAUCUCGUUCUACAUAUUUUGCUAAGUUCAUUGACGAAGAAAUAGAAAUAAUUAGUAGAAAUCGAAAUUCUCUUUUGGAACAAAUCGAUAUGAUACUUAUCGCUCUUAAGAAAUCGUUAACAUUGUGGAAAGAUUUCGUCAAUGCACAUGGAAGAGCGGUAGUGACCCUGACCCAAGUCGAUACCAAACUAAUUCAACUCGAGUUGUUAGAAAAAGGUGAUAAUGUUGAUGAAGGAAGUGCUCGUGUUAUGGAGAAAGACCUUGGAAAUUUGCAGAUAUUAGAAAUGGAGUUAAAAAAAUACGGAGGACUUCUCGAGAAAGCAGAUGCACUAGGUCUACAAUUGAUGACUAAUAGUACUCCGGAGGAUAUAAAAAAUAUUCAAGAAAUGAUUGACGAGUACCAACUUUUAUGGAAGGAUAUCAACAAUCGUAUUGAAAAAUUGAAGGUGACGUGUGUUCAAGAAACUUCGUGUAGAAAGAAGCGGUCGGUAAACGAAGAAGUUCAAGUAGAAACAUUAAAGUUUGGCAAAGAUUCACAAGUGCAAGUCGACACUCUUCCUACCGAAUUGCUCAGAAAAGACUCAUUCCAAUACGAAUUACAAACGGCGAUAGCGAACGCUAAUACCAACUUAAACGAGUUAGAAUUAGCUAUACAAAAAUCCGACAAGAACUUGUCGAAAAAUAUUGCGACGUGUCAAAUGUCCAUAGACCUGAUCAAACAUCUCAGCGUCAUAUUAAAAACACAGUGUGGAGUAUCAGAGUCUGAUAUAACCAUAGUCAGGUCUGAAGAGUUAUUGACCAAGUACGAGGAACUUCUUGUCAAAUUCCGAUCACAGCAGCAAGUCGGUCAACCAAAAACUAGCAGUUCGGUGAUGUGUCCACUGUGCUCCGAACAAAACUGGUCACAGUUCGAGAACGACAUGUGGCGCUUAGAACACUGGAUACAGUCAACCGAAGCUAAGCUCAGCGUCCAACCGAUGGUACCACCAUCGAAGAUCGAACAGCUAGAAGACGUCAUACAGGAGCACAGGGAACUCCUAUUGUACUUGGACAGUCACCGCAAUAUCGUGCAGUCGUUGAACGUGAUUGGCCACCACUUGGCCGAGCACAGCAACGACGCGGAAAGAGCAGCUCAGAUCAAAAAGCGUUUAUCUGCUACCAACUCCAGAUGGGAUCGUGUCUGUUUUGCGUGCACAGAAUGGCAGACCAAACUGCAAACUGCGCUUAUGGAGAACGAGGAGUUUUACGGCGUUAUUGACGAGCUCGUCGAUUGGCUAGAUGAGACGGAACGAGCGAUCAAAACGACCGAGCCGGUGGACCUGGCCGAGGACACGGUUAUCAUAGCGGACAAAUUCAACAAGUUUAAGAACAUGCACGCGGAACUGGAGAGGUGCGAACCACGAGUGGUAUCGCUGCUCGAGGCGGCCGACUGGCUACGACAGGCAAACGAAAAAACCGGCGUCACGGCGCACUCAGCCUCCACAUCCGAUCAGACCAUCGUCGACUCUCACGCUAGGCUGUCACACCUCAGGGCCCGUCUCACGGUGUUGAUAAACAUGACGGCCAGCUACGCGACGAAACUUGGCACCACUUUGGGCUACGACAUGACGCCGGACAGCGUUUGCAUAAGACUCCACCAGGUGGACGAUACCAGCACUGCUAUGAAUCGAUCCAACGAAGAAGAACCGAACACAAAUGUUGGCGGAGAUGAGACGGUGCUGAGACGCGGCUACAGAUUCUUCGGCCGGGUGAUGCGGGCGUCGCUGCCUUUCCAAGUGCUGAUGCUGCUGGUCCUGGGCGCCGCCUCUCUGGUACCAAUCGUCGACGAGGAGUUCAGCUGCAUGGAGUCCAACAGCAUCGCCUGGAGCCUUUACCCGUUACUCCGCUACCCCGGGGGACCGCCGCCGGUGUAGAGCGACCCCGAGAUGACCACCACCCCACCACAAACACACCCCACAUACAAUAAUACGUGCCCCCCUCCCCCCCACCACAAUCACCCAUAUCGAUCAAUACCAUAUUAUGAUCAUUAUUGUCAUUAUUUUUACAUAUUUCCUUUCUUAAUCCAUUGUUACUAUAUCAUUAUUGUAAUUAUUAUGUACUAUUAUUUUUAAACGCACGCAUACAUACGCCCCCAGUUGAAAUCUUUUAUGACGUCAGGUACCUAUAUUAUAUUAUUCGUAUUUACCGUUGUAAUGUUUAAUAUUUAAGUUGUAAUAUUGUUCGGGGUAUAUACCUCAUAAAACACGGUUGGCGUCUCGAUGUACGAAUAGCGACAACGCCGAUUAACGCCUAACCUAUCCCCUUAGAUUAUUAUGUCUGUUUUCAAAAUGUAUUGUAGACACACGAGAGAUAUUGUCAUGUAAAACGAACGCUUUAAACAUUUCCCAAGUUCGUCCCUCCGAUGCAGUGCUUUGAGAACACUUUUUAGUUUUUACAGCGUACCGGCUGCCGUUGCCGACGAUGAUUAUUUUGUUAUUGUUGUUGGUAAUUUAGUGCAGCUCGUUCGCCAAUAAUAAUAUUAUAUAGUAAUAUUGACGGUAAUUUGUUUAUUAGUUUUUCACUCUAAUUAAAAAUGAUAUACGACGUUAAAUCAAAAUGAAACUAAGAUGAUAUUAUAAUAAUACGAGACUGUCAAAGUGCAGGGUACGAAAAAAAAAUAGUCGUUAAUUUAUUGACAAAUAGUUGAAAACAAAAAUACCUAUAUAUAUAUUUUCUGUGUUCAUUGUUGAAAAAAUAUUAAUACAAAUUGAUUGUGAACACGUGUGAUUUGUACGUUUUAAAAUUACUGUCAAUUUAUUAUUGAUUAUAUUAAUAUAUAUUCAUGUAUAUUCAUUA
Messenger RNA from Acyrthosiphon pisum (pea aphid), 19088 nucleotides. RefSeq lists its product as uncharacterized. Bases 77 to 18166 code for a protein of 6029 amino acids. The transcript is spliced from 32 exons. Gene Ontology annotation, molecular function: actin filament binding. Gene Ontology annotation, cellular component: cytoplasm; nuclear outer membrane; meiotic nuclear membrane microtubule tethering complex. NCBI's taxonomy places the organism in Eukaryota, Metazoa, Arthropoda, Insecta, Hemiptera, Aphididae. Gene Ontology annotation, biological process: nuclear migration. The record is from RefSeq and is a predicted model, not a curated record.